Molecule: messenger RNA, 603 nt
Organism: Hypoxylon trugodes
Lineage: Eukaryota; Fungi; Ascomycota; Sordariomycetes; Xylariales; Hypoxylaceae
Exons: 4
Coding region: 1-603 (200 amino acids)
Source: RefSeq, a predicted model, not a curated record
AUGUCAACUCUGGAAAUGAGCGGAAGUCCUUCCGGUGUCUUCUCACCGCGUUGGCACGGCCAUCGGCUAAUGAAGGUAUCCGUCUUACUAAUUGAGGCGACCAUGGCUCUAGUAAUGACUUCCGUAUUUCAUAUAAAGCAAACUUGGAUCAACCUUCCCGCCCGUCACAUUAACGCCGAAGAGAGCUCCAUUGGAGGUGAGAAUAGACAAGACCAAACCGCUGGCAAUGCCGAGCUCAACGCAAACAAAACUCAUGCGGCGACUUGGAGGGCGCUGUAUCGGUUUAAGAGCCUAGUGGCGCGCCGUCCUCCAACCCUCAUGGCUCGAUCUCCGACACUCGCGCCCGGGGAGAUAGCAUUCGGAAAACUCGGGUAUCAUUUCCAGGCCCUCACUACGCCCUAUUAUGGCGCAUCGAUCGCACUUACGGCGUAUGUCGCCCUUCGGAGCAUUCUAGUUGACUGCCUUGUGGGCGUGGAUUUUGUUCCCGGCGAGGUGUUGGUCAAUAGAAAGAUCCGUAGUGAAUUUUCCAAUCCCGUAUCGGCUCUGCUCCGAUGUUUCGAUAUUUUCGGCUCUACUCCGACAGCCGCCAACGCAAAGAAGUAA